[Torrubiella] hemipterigena is the source of this 1597-nucleotide messenger RNA. Lineage: Eukaryota; Fungi; Ascomycota; Sordariomycetes; Hypocreales; Clavicipitaceae. The record is from the annotation of a GenBank genome assembly.
AUGACAACCUCUCUCCCCCAAUCGCCAGUGGACGACAAGCAGCCCUUCAGCUUCAACCUCCAGCACAGCCACAAGGACCUAGUCCAGGCCAUCGCCUUCAACACCUACGGCGACCGUUGCGCAACCGGCUCCGUCGACGGCAAAAUCCGCGUCUUCAACCGCCACAAAGACGGCACCUGGCGCCUCUGCGAUACAUGGACCGCCCACGGCGGCGAAGUCCUCGAGCUCCAAUGGCUCCCUGCGACCGUAUACCCCAACCUCAUUGCAUCGCUCGGCAUGGAGGGCUGGUUCCGCCUCUGGGCCGAGGACCCUUCAGCAGCUCCGGGCCGGCGUUUCUGCGCUGGCCGCUCGAUUAACGGCCGUCCAGCAUUCGACACGCGCUCGUCCCGCGCGCCGUACCGCUCCUUUUCGAUGAAGCACAACGAGGAGACUAAGCACACAUACCUGGCCCUUCUGGCGACCGAUGGCCGCUUAACUGUCUAUGAGAACGAGCAGCCUGAGAGUAUGACGGAGUUUACAUCAAUUGAUGAAUUUUCGAUAUGUCCUAAGCCUGCGCGCGGCGAAGAAGUCGCUUUUAAAGUGCGCUUUGAUCCGAAUCCAGAGCCGUGCUAUACGGCGCUAAGGGCUGGUGUGCCGACAGAUGCUCUGGGAUUAGUGGUCGCAGGAAUGGACUCUGUGAGAGUGUACAGGUCGCGCGAGAUUGUGGUUGCUUCGUAUGGUGUAGACCAGGGCUCCAAGGAGUUCUAUCUGGCUGCCGAGGUCCCUGGGCAUAGGGGCCUUGUGCGGGAUGUAGCAUGGGCUCCGGGGAAUGUGCGUGGCUACGAUGUGAUUGCGACGGCGUGCCAGGAUGGCUAUGCGCGCGUGUUUCAGCUCGAUGCGCCGUUCUCGCAAGAUGAUGGUAAAUCAUGGGCCGCUGCGGACGUGUUGACGCGCGAGAAGCACGUGUCGGUAAGAGAAGAUGGGACGCCUACGACUAUUGAUGAGGAAAAGACGGACUCGGAGAAGCUGCAUUCUAGCUCGCAUACGUCGUCGCUUAGCGCUAGUCUGGCAAAGUCGGCCGCAGCCAGUGCCGCAGGAUCCUCGUCAGGUAUUACGAGCGGCGCUGGGUCGACAACGGGCACGAUUAUCCCCGGCGAGAGGCAGUGGACAGGACUGCCUGGACAGAUCCGACACACGGUCAAGGAGAUUUCGAGGCUGGAUAACCACCGCACACCGGUGUGGCGGGUGGGUUUUGAUGAUGAUGGCAUGGUGCUAGGCAGUACGGGCGAUGAUGGGCGCUUGCUGUGUUAUAGACAGCGGCCUGAUGGCGGGUGGGCAAAGAGCUCUGAAAUGACUAUGAUGAAGACGAGGAUGGCGGCGCCGUAGUGGGGUUGGCUUUUACUGAUUGAUUGAUACCAGAUGAUUUUCAUACGGCGUUAUAGUGUACUUUUAUAUAGGUGUCAUGGUUUUACUGAGAAAUAUUAUCCCUUUUCUAUAAUUCAUCAUGGAAUAUAAGUUUUAUGGUAGUGUUUUGCGAUAUGUAGAAUACGGUUAAGAUGGAAGAAGAGAGAGAGAAAGAGAGAGAGAGAGUGCAUGAUUGUCAACUUAGUAUAUUAUU